AUGUGUUUACCUAAGGAGGAAGGUGGAUUGGGUUUCAGAUCUUUAUUUGAUGUGUCUAAGGCUUUAUGUGCAAAAUUAUGGUGGAGGUUUAGAACAUCUAAUACAUUAUGGGCAAAUUUCAUGUGGAAUAAAUACUGCAAGAAGCAGUAUCCACAGUAUGUGCAAUGGAAAGGUGGUACACAAGUGUGGAAACUGGUCCUAGAGGCUAGGGAAAAUAUUGAACAAUUGAUAUGGUGGGAAACAAAGAAUGGAACAUCUAAUAUUUGGUUUGACAAUUGGACCAAAUUAAGUGCUCUACACUAUGUAUUACCUGAUAUUCAAAUUGAUGAAUCUAUAGAAGAUGUUAAAGACCUAAUAGGAGGUAAUGAAUGGAAUGUUAGCAGAUUACAACAACUUCUUCCAGCUGAUGUAGUAGAGUAUAUUCUAGAGGAGUUGGAGUUGAGAGAAAUUUCAGAGCAGUUUCUAGUGCAUGGGACCUGCUUAGACAAAGAGAUCAUGUUAUGGAAAUUCAAACUACCUGUGGAUGAAGUUCUAGCAACUAUUGGAAUUAAUAUAGUUUCUAGAUGCUGCUGUUGCAUAGAACGUAGACAUGAGACAAUAGACCAUAUGUUUUUAAUAGGAGAUUUUGCUAAAACUGUAUGGAAUUGGUUUAGCAGUGCUGCAGGAAUAUUGAUGAACUGCUGUCAAAUCUGGAAGUGGAGAAACACAAGACUGCUUGGGGGUAAUAUGUCAAUGUAUAAAGUUCUGCAUGAGAGCAAUCAAAAUAUUCAUCUGCUACGCAGGAUAAGAUUUCCUUCAAUGCAGAAUAUUCCUGACAAAUGGCCUGAUUUCAUUGACUAUUUUGAAUCAUUUAGACCUGUUAUCAGGACACUUGUAGUGAAAUGGCAAUUACCAGCCAAGGGUUGGUUCAAAUGUAAUACAGGUGGUGCUGCUAGAGGAAAUUCAGGCCCUAGUUACAUUGCCUUUUGUGAUAGAAAUGAGGAGGGUAAUCUCAUAUAUACAGCAGGGCAAACUAUUGCAAAUGGUAAUAUUCUCAUAGCAGAAGCAUUGGCCAUCAAGAAGGGAGUUGACUACUGCAUUUCUCAUCAGCUUGUUCCUCUAGUUGUGGAAACUGAUUCUUUGGCUAUGAAGAUGUUCAUUUCUGGAACAUGGGAGGUUCCAUGGAGCAUUACUUUGGUAGUUCAAGAGAUUAAUAGAUUAAUGAGGGGAAAUAUGGUGAUUGUGGAGCACAUAUACAGAGAAGGAAAUGGCCUGGCAGACAUUUUAACUAACUAUGUUUUUGAUUUUGCAGGUACACAACACUUUCAUAAUUUUCAGGAUCUUCCAAUCAAGGCUAAAAGACUUUUCAACAUGGACAAAGCUCAAAUUCCUAAUCUUAAGAUCAGACAUGGGAAGGAUAACAGAUUAUAG
Molecule: messenger RNA, 1410 nt
Organism: Lycium barbarum (goji berry)
Lineage: Eukaryota; Viridiplantae; Streptophyta; Magnoliopsida; Solanales; Solanaceae
Exons: 3
Coding region: 1-1410 (469 amino acids)
Molecular function (GO): nucleic acid binding; RNA-DNA hybrid ribonuclease activity
Source: RefSeq, a predicted model, not a curated record